AUUCUGAUAUAAUAUAUUGUAGAUGCAGCAAUCUUACAUGAGAGCAGUGAAUCCAUUCCAAGUGAAGAUGAAAAUCAUCAUUCAAGCAAAUCAAGUUUUUUUGACAAACAUUUCCUUAAGUCUCUGCCGGUAGCAAUAUUAUCUAGAAGAAAGUUAUUUGGUUCACACUCUGAUCUUGCCUUAUCUCCAACUCAUGGCCCUGUUCGUCCUCCACAUUCCGUCCCCAACAAUUCAACAACAAACUCGAACAUACACUCCCAUAGAAAAGUUGAUCGAAUUUCUUGCAAGGCUCAAAGAAUCAACACAAAACAGAUGAUUUGGAGCGUGUGGGUCACAGAUAUCUCAUCAUGGAAGGAAGUUGAUUUGCCUCAUUCCUCCACUGCUGCUCUGUUGAUCCACACUUUGCUUACAAAACUAAAGCGCAAAAUUGAUUUAUCAUCCUGGUCUAUUAUAGAACAGAAUAGUGACUCAAUGAUAGAGAGAUACGUUGAAGAUUAUGAAAUUAUUGAUGAAAUCUGGAAAAACCAAGAAUCUGAUAGUAUUUCAAGAUUUUGUUUGAAUAAGACUCCAUCCAAGUACACUAUAUUGCUUAGCCCUGAUCUUUGUCUUCCAAAUGGAAUGCUUACUUUUCCUGGCAAUUCAUCAGAAGAGUGUCCAAGCACAGUUCGUAGAUUACAGAUGCAACACAUAUUAACUAAAACUGCACUUGAGUUAUGUGGUUGGUUGCAUGUACGUGAGGUUGGUCACAGAACAUGGAAGAAACUUUAUUGUGUUCUGCGGAAUUCAGGCCUUUAUUACAGUAACAAAACCACAAGCAAGGAACCACAGCACUUGGUAUCUAUUGCUGAAGUACAUUCUGCUCAAGUGUGGUUUCCCAUUAACAAUAAAAAACCAACCAGUAGUGCUCCUUAUCCGCAUUGCUUCUGUCUCAAGCCUCGCAAGUUUAAGAAUGGAUCAAUCAUUAGAUGGUUUUGUGUUGAAUCAACCCACACCAUGUCAGCAUGGAUAAGCGGACUAAGACUUACUAUGAAUGGAAGUCGGUUUUAUGAAUCUUACCUGAGUGCACGAAGACAAUCUCAAUCUAAUCUUGUUCGAAGUUCAAGUGAUCGAACAAUUAAUAGGCACGACUUUGCUGCGAUGGAUUUCCGUGGUGAAACGGGAAGAGUAAUUCAUGAUCCAAAAGAAGUUGCAAUGUUGGAGUUGGAACAACAAUCAUCAUGGCGACGUCGAUUAAUCAAUCGAACCAUCACUGGACAAGCCUCCGAUCGAAACAUUGUUGGAAGUUCUGCACCGACCAAGCAAGUUGCAUUCUUUGCGCGAGCUAUUCAUCAAACACAAACAUGGUUCUAUGGGAAAAUAACAAGAGAAGAAGCAACAGAGGAAUUACAUAGGAAUGGAAAUGUUGACGGACUUUUUCUGGUACGUGACAGUCACACAAUUCCUGGUGGUAUCGUUGUUACUUUGUGCCACAACCAAAAAUCUAGACACAUACCCAUUACACAGAUUGAGCGAAACGGACAGAACUUUUACACUGCUGACAACGGCGAGACUCGCUUUGUGGAUAUGAUCCAGUUGGUUGAUUUUCACCGAUUAAACAAAGGGUCACUCCCAUGUUUGCUACUUCAUGAGUGUUCACAUAGUCAAAUGUCAUAGGUGCUUAAAACUUGUAUGCAACAGAUGCUCAGGAACUUUUGCAUCAGGAUAUUCAUUAUAAGUCUCUUUUUACUUUAUUCGUUAUACCUUGAGAUCAAGUAUUAAACAUAUCAAUUUUUUGAACAUUAUUAUUUGAUUUACAGACUUUCCAAUCACUUUAUGGGUAUAAGUGCGGUGCUAUUUUUGUUUUAUUAUUGGUGUUGUAUUUUGCGAGUCAUUUAUAAAUGAAAUACUGCCUUAUUUAUUCAGUACAAGCAAUCCACUGUUUUCCUUCUGUCAACAGUAGUGAUUUUAUAAUUGUAACUUUUAUUCAGAGCCUUUCACUUUUCCUAAUGUGUUGAAACCAAUUUAAAUUGUGAUUUAAAGUUCGAUGAGUGUUUUGUUA
This is a messenger RNA of Ciona intestinalis (vase tunicate), 2038 nucleotides long. NCBI's taxonomy places the organism in Eukaryota, Metazoa, Chordata, Ascidiacea, Phlebobranchia, Cionidae. The record is from RefSeq and is a predicted model, not a curated record.